This is a messenger RNA of Mollisia scopiformis, 1144 nucleotides long. RefSeq lists its product as uncharacterized. The transcript is spliced from 3 exons. The record is from RefSeq and is a predicted model, not a curated record. Bases 145 to 1089 code for a protein of 314 amino acids. NCBI's taxonomy places the organism in Eukaryota, Fungi, Ascomycota, Leotiomycetes, Helotiales, Mollisiaceae.
CGUCCUUAUCACGUCGCAUUGCUAUGAGCCUCGCCUUGAAAUCAAAUCUAUUGUAUCCUACAAACCCUCUUAUUGAACAAUUCUGCCAACCUCAACCUUUAACUAGCUCUUUACCCGGGGAGUGGCUCCAACAAUUGUAUAGCCAUGGUGGAUCUUUCGGCCGAAGAAUUCAGUCCAGAGUACUUGACGGAGUAUCGAGGCACAGCGCCAAUGGUGAUAGCAGUUACGUUCAUAACAUUGGAGAUCUUGUUUACUGCUCUACGAUACUGGACUCGUUAUCAAGGCCACAUUAAAUGGGGUGCGGAUGAUUAUCUCAUGAUUCCAGCUUGUAUACUUUGCCUUUCGAUUUGUGCCGUUGUUAUUGUAUCGCUCAAGCAUACUGGUGUUGGACACCAUAUGGCCGCUCUCGAUCCUCAACAAAUUCUGCUGCUUACCAAGUUCCAACUCAUUCUUCCUCCAGUAUACUUUGCCGCCGUCUUGUUUCCCAAACUUGCAAUCAUAGCGCUCUACCUCCGGAUCUUCCUUGACGACCUUCAACGUAUGGCGACCUGGACAAUCGCUGGCAUCCUCACAGACGUCGCCAUGCUCCUGCUCCCAUUACCGGUAGUGUGGUCACUCCACGGUUCUAGGACCUUGCAAGUUGGAAUAGCUAUAACAUUUGCUACAGCCAGUGUCGGCCUUAUUGGUGCAAUUCUUCGCUUUGUUGGAUUCUUCAACCAAAAUGAAGCAAAUGACUUCUCUUGGGACGCAGCUCCACUAAUGGUCUGGGCUGUUGUGGAAACAGGCGCCUACCUCAUUGCUGCUUGUCUCCCCUCACUUCGCCCUUUGAUUGUGUCUGUACGGAAGCGAACUCCAUUCUCACAGUCUAUUUCGAGAAUGGAGGAGGUAGCUACAACGGGCGGUGGUGAGGGGGGCAUCCUGUCGCAUGAAAGACAUCGCUCUGAUUUCGAGUAUUCUGUCAAUAAAUUGGAUGAGCAAAUUGGACAGAUUGGGGCACAGUGUACCUCAAAAGCAGAGACUGGCGUGCGACUUGAUUCAAAUGAGAUCACGGUCAGCGUUGAACAUCAGUCUCAAGUCGCAUCGGGCUGAGUAUAGAUGCAUUCGGCGAACCUUUGAGAGUAAGGGACGAGAUUGAUUGCAUGGG